AUGUCGGACCAGUCGGCGUUUGACACGGACGUAUGGACCCUGACCCGGUUCAUCAUCGAGACCGGCCGCCAGGCUAAGGGGGCGACUGGUGAGCUGACCCAGCUCAUUAACGCCAUGCUGACUGCAAUCAAAGCCAUUUCCUCUGCUGUGCGCAAGGCAGGCCUGGCCCACCUGCAGGGCUUGGCGGGCUCAGUGAAUGUGACAGGGGACGACGUGAAGAAGCUGGACGUCCUGUCAAACGACCUGGUCAUCAACAUGCUGCAGGCCUCCUACAGCACCUGCUGCAUGGUGUCCGAGGAGAACAAGGAGCUCAUCAUCACUCCCAAAGACAAGAGGGGAAAGUACGUGGUCUGUUUCGACCCUCUGGAUGGCUCCAGCAACAUCGACUGCUUGGCCUCGAUCGGCACCAUAUUUGCCAUCUACAAACGGGUAUCGGAGGGGGAGCCUACAGAGAAAGAUGCCCUGCAGCAGGGAAACAACAUUGUUUGUGCAGGCUACACCCUGUACGGCAGUGCCACCCUGGUGGCCCUCAGCACCGGCGCUGGCCUCAACUUCUUUAUGUUGGACCCUGCCAUCGGUGAGUUCAUCCUGACUGAGAGGAAUGUGAAGAUCAAGCCGAAGGGAAAGAUCUACAGUCUUAACGAGGGCUACGCCAAGUACUUCCACCCCUCCAUCAACGAAUACCUCAAGCACAAGAAAUACCCAGAGGAUGGCAGCUCUCCUUACGGAGCUCGUUAUGUGGGCUCUAUGGUCUCAGAUGUUCACCGCACCAUUGCCUACGGAGGGAUCUUCAUGUACCCCGCCAAUGAGAAGAGCCCCAAGGGAAAGCUGCGCUUGUUGUACGAGUGCAACCCCAUCGCUUUCCUCAUCGAGCAGGCGGGAGGCCUCGCCACCACCGGCACUCAGAGGGUACUGGACGUACAGCCCGAAACGCUCCACCAGCGGGUGCCCUUCGUAGUCGGCUCCACUGAUGACGUCAACGAGUACCUGUCCUUUGUCAAGAAGUACCAGUAAAGCUGCAACAGUUAAACAACACGUUUCAAUUUUCCCAAUAGUUUUAUGAAAGAGGACAGAAAGAGGUUUCCUAAGAUUUUGCAUGAUAAUGAUUG
Messenger RNA from Micropterus dolomieu (smallmouth bass), 1109 nucleotides. It is a transcript of the gene fbp2, whose product is annotated as fructose-1,6-bisphosphatase 2. Lineage: Eukaryota; Metazoa; Chordata; Actinopteri; Centrarchiformes; Centrarchidae. Gene Ontology annotation, cellular component: cytosol; cytoplasm. Gene Ontology annotation, biological process: sucrose biosynthetic process; fructose 6-phosphate metabolic process; fructose metabolic process. The record is from RefSeq and is a predicted model, not a curated record. The transcript is spliced from 7 exons. Gene Ontology annotation, molecular function: fructose 1,6-bisphosphate 1-phosphatase activity. The coding region runs from base 1 to 1014 and encodes 337 amino acids.